Messenger RNA from Sinocyclocheilus rhinocerous, 1030 nucleotides. RefSeq names its product gastrula zinc finger protein XlCGF49.1. The transcript is spliced from 3 exons. Gene Ontology annotation, molecular function: RNA polymerase II cis-regulatory region sequence-specific DNA binding; DNA-binding transcription factor activity, RNA polymerase II-specific. The record is from RefSeq and is a predicted model, not a curated record. Gene Ontology annotation, biological process: regulation of transcription by RNA polymerase II. Gene Ontology annotation, cellular component: chromatin; transcription regulator complex; PcG protein complex. Lineage: Eukaryota; Metazoa; Chordata; Actinopteri; Cypriniformes; Cyprinidae. Bases 269 to 988 code for a protein of 239 amino acids.
AGUUUGGGAAUAUUGAACGAGGUUUUCUUAGUUUGGUUAUUUAUGCAAUAAACAUUCUUAUAAUUGCAUUGCAUUGGAGUAAGCUAUGAAGAAAUCUGAUGCAGCACUAGCAGCUCCUCGUUUCAACACCACAGUGAUCACGAUUUACACCAGUUCAUCAGUAAAUGCUGAAUAUUUCUACCAUCUGGUCAACUAGGAAAACAAACCUGCGAUCUUAUUAUAGCGUAAUAUUGUACAGGUGGAGUUUAUUAAAGAGGAGACUGAAGACAUGAGUGAUGCAGAAUCAUCCCAAAUAAAAAGUGACGAUGAAAACAAGGAACAAAGAGACCCAUCGGAAAAAACUGAUGAAAGUGAAGAAACGAAUGAAGCGCCGUGGAACCGUGAAUCAGACCAUCAGUAUCAGAAACCUCAGCAGAUCACAGCUGGAGAAAACUCCUUGAACAUCGGUCAAGAGCGAACUAAAGGAAGCGAAGCCCGGCCGUUCACGUGCCUUCAGUGCGGGAAGACCUUCAAGCGGGCCACGGAUGUUAAAGGUCACCUGCGCUAUCACUCGGGCGAGAGACCGUUCACCUGCGACCAGUGCGGGAAAAAAUUCAUCCUGGCAUCGCACUUGAAAACGCACCUGUCCAUCCAUUCAAACGAGAAGCCUUUCUUGUGCUCUAUCUGUGGCAAGAGUUUUUCACGCCUCUGCACUUUCAAAGAUCACGAGAGCAUCCACAGCGGCGUGAGAGCGCACGCUUGCUCCGAGUGCGGCAGCGCCUUCGUCACGGCCAACGCACUGAAGAUGCACCAGCGCGUUCACACCGGAGAGAAACCCUACACGUGCUCGCACUGCGGCCGGAGCUUCAGUCACUCCGGAGCGCUGAAGAGACACGAGCGUGUGCACACCGGAGAGAGACCCUACCACUGCCCUCUCUGCGGCAGGAGCUUCACUCAGUCCAGCAAUCUGCUGACCCAUGUCAAGAGACACUGUCCGAAGUCACGCUGAUCACACCAGGACCACAUGUGAACACAGUGACAUUCAGAAGGA